Molecule: messenger RNA, 1080 nt
Organism: Oldenlandia corymbosa var. corymbosa
Lineage: Eukaryota; Viridiplantae; Streptophyta; Magnoliopsida; Gentianales; Rubiaceae
Source: the annotation of a GenBank genome assembly
AUGGAUACAGAGGAGCCAUGCUUGAUGGAACAUGAUGCUGAUAAUCCAGCAACGAAAAAAGUGAGAAAUAGAGACGACCCAAAUCAAAUAUCACCGAGAAUUUCUCCCGAGUCCAUUUCCGAAGAAAGUGGGGAAAUCCAAUCUUUCAAAAAUUCACUACUCCAAGGCCAACAACCCCAGAAAUCCAAAGGUUUCCACCUAGAAGAGGUCACAACAGAGCCAGGUGAAGUUACCCACACGGUGGAGAACGGAAUGCCGGCGAUUAAAUUCGCCGACACAGUUAAACCGAGGAUGGAACGCGCUAUGUCCUACUCCAUAGUGGUAAUACCAUUGGGCAGAAACUUCAGUUUCCUUGCAAUACGCAAACCUUGUAUGAACCUCUGGAAUCCCAAAGGGGACAUCCACUUGGUAGACUCCAUUGAUGGCUACCACAUCAUUCGGCUUACACACAAGGAAGACUACUACAAUGCCUUAUUGAACGGACCUUGGACAAUCGUUGAUCAUUACAUCACUGUACUCCUUUAUAAGCUGAACUUCGACACAAAGGCGGAGAAUAUUUCAACGGUGGCAGCGUGGGUGAGGAUCCCGGGCUUACCGGUGCAUUACUUCCACGGAGCCCUGCUCAGAGAUAUUGCGAAACCUUUGGGGAGUUACUUAAAAGCGGACAACAACCCUUUGUUGGCGGAAAGAGGUAGAUAUGCGCGAAUCGUAGUGGAAUUGGAUCUCACAAAACCUCUCGUUGGCAAAGUGAAGGUGGAUCAUAGAAUCUUCACAGUGGAAUAUGAGGAUUUGAGGAGGACUUUCUUCAAAUGUGGGAAAUAUGGCCAUACCAUUGAGGAAUGCCCGGAAGCUCCGGCAACACCGCCGGAAGAAGACCCUCAAUCCACCGUUGUCUCGAUGGUACCCAACCCAAUUGGACAAAACGGAGUGCAACGGGAAUCCAGAUCGGCUCUAAUGAUCGAUAGCAACGGUGACAAGACAGCAGAGUCCCCAAAACAAACAAAACCCAACCUCAAUUUGGGCGAGUGGAGCUACGCGCCCAAGGGGGGAAGAAGACCGGUGAACCCUGCUCAACCUUGA